Juglans microcarpa x Juglans regia is the source of this 1077-nucleotide messenger RNA. RefSeq names its product protein Mpv17-like. Gene Ontology annotation, cellular component: cytoplasm; membrane. The coding region runs from base 142 to 792 and encodes 216 amino acids. Lineage: Eukaryota; Viridiplantae; Streptophyta; Magnoliopsida; Fagales; Juglandaceae. The transcript has 3 exons. The record is from RefSeq and is a predicted model, not a curated record.
AUACGUCUAAAUAUUCAGGCUUCCGCCGAAACAGAGUCACGAAAAGGAAUGUCGUUUCGAAGCCUAUAAUCUAUCUACUCUUAUUUCUCUUGCUGUCUCUAGAAUCUCUCUCUAGAAUUUGUUCUCUUUAUCUACUCGGCCAUGUUGAAGUUGUGGAAAUGGUACCAAAAUUGCUUGGCUGUCCACCCAGUUAAGACUCAGGUCAUCAGCUCGGGUAUUAUAUGGGGUUUUGGAGAUAUAGCCGCCCAGACAAUCACCAACUACACUGCCAAGAAGCACCAUCAAGUUCAGGAUGAAGAUAGGAAACUGAAAAUCAAUUGGAAACGAGUGGCUACGACCAGCUUGUUUGGGUUUGGAUUUGUUGGGCCAGUUGGCCACUUCUGGUACGAAGGUUUGGAUCGAUUUAUAAGAUUUCGUCUGUUAUUGCAACCCAAUUCCUUUCGAUUUGUUGCUACUAAAGUUGCUGUUGAUGGGAUCAUCUUUGGCCCAUUGGAUUUACUCGUUUUUUUCACUUACAUGGGGUUUUCAACUGGAAAGAGUGCCCCUCAAAUAAAGGAAGAUGUGAAGAGGGACUUUCUCCCAGCCUUGAUUCUGGAAGGAGGCAUAUGGCCUAUUCUUCAAGUUGCAAAUUUCCGAUACAUACCCGUGAGGUAUCAGCUUCUUUACGUCAACUUUUUCUGCCUUUUGGAUAGUUGUUUUUUGUCAUGGAUUGAGCAACAACAGGAUGCUCCUUGGAAGCAAUGGUUGAAAUCUUUUCUACCUUUGAAGGAAAAAAAAGGCCAAAGUGGCUGAUUUCUCGUCAACCCGUUUCAUCUUUCAUCCAGAGCCUUGCUCUAAUCAUAGUGGAUAUACAUUUCAGAAAAGUAAAGAGUUCAUUGAGAACCUCCAAAUACCAACUUCUGUUUUUUACAGUUGGGAUGUGGGAAGUGAUGAACAAUUGGUCUCACUUUGAACCGAUUUCCAAUUGGAAUACAAGGAAAUUGACAUUACUUAUCCUAUCAUGUUCAAUCAUUUUUGUUUGCUCAAGGGUUAUGAGAUUUUGCCUCCUGUUGUAUUAAAUCGGGGAUGAUAGAUUUU